AUGGCCAACGGCAACAUCAACGUGAACAAUACCGCCUUGGCCGAGGACGCAGAAAUGGCCAUGCCCGGAGGCGCGACAAGUGACAUGGAUGCGGACGAAGCUAACGCAAUCAACAUCAAAGUCGAGGCAGAGGACGACGCACACUUCUCUUUGCCCUCUGUGCCCCUUGUGUCUGAGGCUACGACAUCCGACUCGCCAGGAAGGCUGCCUUCGAUCGAACUGGAAGCCGUGGUCUCCUGCACGUCUGACGGCCUCGUGGUCAUUCUUAGAAAAGCGCGACCGCCAAUCCCACCAGCGCAUCCCCCAUUGGUGGCUCCCGACUACGGCGACGGGCUUUUUGCCGCACCCUGGGGCCAGCAGCCCAUCCAGCCACACUUUCCACAGGAAUCUUUGUAUACAUUUCGGGCCCCCUUACUGCCGCAGUACAUGCCCCUACGACAGAACGUAAAGGAUGCCGGCGGGCCGCCACUGGACACCCUUAUGGGGUCGAUACGCGAUGUGGCCGUAUUUGCAUGGGGCGUCGUCGGCAUCAACCCUGCCUUGGCUGCGUAUGGCCGAGGCCUGCCGUCCGGCGAGGCACGACCGACUUCCGGCUCACGACCAGGCCGUCAACAAACCAGACAUGGGACAACCAAUGACAACACGAACACCGCUACCUUUCCCAAACAGGACAAAGGAAAAGCUCCCGAGAACGAAGCGACGAGCCAACCACGCACCUAUACAGCAAGACGAGUACCGGCCGAUGCCAGCCAUAAUGCCCUUGAUCCAGUCAGGAGCAGCAUCGUGAGCAACUCAUGUGGCUACCAGUCGAUGCUGCUGCCGUCCACGGGCUCGAACUGGGGCUAUACUCACUCCCGAGAAACGACGGCGGCUCUUAUGGAGCAACCCCAAACUGCUCGAAGCCUCCAACAACUGCCUCAAAACUACAGUUCGUCCUUCCCACCAAGCUCGUCUAGUCCCAAUGCACCGUUCCGACGGCAUACAACUUCGAGAGGCACCGGUAACCAGCCGCCGUCAUACGGAUCACCAGUUGCACAAGGUCCUUCAGCGACCACGACCGGCUCGAUGCAGGAUCGCCAUUUCGGGUGGCGCUAA
Sporothrix brasiliensis 5110 is the source of this 1095-nucleotide messenger RNA. RefSeq lists its product as uncharacterized. The record is from RefSeq and is a predicted model, not a curated record. The coding region runs from base 1 to 1095 and encodes 364 amino acids. Lineage: Eukaryota; Fungi; Ascomycota; Sordariomycetes; Ophiostomatales; Ophiostomataceae. The transcript has a single exon.